This is a messenger RNA of Oreochromis niloticus (Nile tilapia), 5425 nucleotides long. It is a transcript of the gene sema3ab, whose product is annotated as sema domain, immunoglobulin domain (Ig), short basic domain, secreted, (semaphorin) 3Ab. Bases 669 to 3068 code for a protein of 799 amino acids. The transcript is spliced from 17 exons. Gene Ontology annotation, biological process: neural crest cell migration; motor neuron axon guidance; negative chemotaxis. Lineage: Eukaryota; Metazoa; Chordata; Actinopteri; Cichliformes; Cichlidae. Gene Ontology annotation, cellular component: glutamatergic synapse; plasma membrane; axon. Gene Ontology annotation, molecular function: chemorepellent activity; neuropilin binding; semaphorin receptor binding. The record is from RefSeq and is a predicted model, not a curated record.
CUGUCUGCCUCAGCUGUUCUCAGUUGCACUGUGUGCUUUGUGCUGUGGGGACAGGGCAGAGCUGCGCUGAGUGGGGCUGAACUAGUUUAGAGGAGUCUUAGGUAGAGUGGCAGACAGGAUCACAGUGGACAGGAAAAGAGAAAGCCACUAAAGAGUAUGAUUAUAGAGAGGACAGGCUUAACAGUUGAAACAAAGUGGAACUGUUUUUCUUAUUUUUAGCUAAAGGUAGAUGUAGAGGUAGAUAAUGCAGAUGGCUGUUUUCACUGGGUUACAUACUGGUCAGGUACCAGGGCAGAAAAGUAUGGCAGUCAUACCUGCUUGCUCUUCCUAGCAUUUAGUGUGUGCCUACUUUGGUUAACUUUAGCACUGACUUAUCGGUGUGGGAAGCUCACUUGCAGUAACACUGACCCAUAACCCCCAACUCUGCUUUGCAGGUUCUGAGCUGGACUCUAAUUUUGUCUUUUGACCCCUGGAAUAGGAAAGGGUUUUGGAUCUGGCAGUGAACGAGACCUGCCGUGAACCAGCCUGGACUGACCCGUCAGCAUUUUUUCACAAUUAUUGGAAAACAAAUUUUUUCUUCUUCUUACCAGAACUUAAACCAGAUCUGAGACUUUCGGCACUGGAGUUUGGUAUUUAAAGGACUCUCUGGCCCCUAUAGCCCCAGGAUCAUGGGCUUUUUCUGGGGCAGCAUUAUGCUGCUGUGUGGGGUGGCUUUGCUCAAUACCGGGGGCAGCGGAGCCCAGCAGACCAAGAACAACGUCCCCCGGCUAAAACUCUCCUAUAAAGACAUGUUGGAGUCUAACAACCUUGUGACAUUUGAAGGCCUGCCCAACAGUUCGGCUUACCACACCUUCCUGUUGGAUGAGGAGAAAGGAAGACUAGUAGUUGGAGCCAAGGACCACAUCUUCUCUUUUAAUCUUCUCAAUAUCAGCAAAGAGUUUGCACAGAUCCCUUGGCCAGCUUCUUCCACCCGAAGAGAUGAAUGCAAGUGGGCAGGAAAAGAUCUCUCGAGAGAAUGCUCAAAUUUUGUGAAGGUGCUGCAGCCAUUCAACCAGACCCAUCUCUAUGUGUGUGGGACAGGAGCCUUCCACCCUGUGUGCUCCUACCUGGAUGUGGGCAAGAAAUCAGAGGACAGUGUUUUCAGACUUGAGCCCCACGUGGAAAAUGGCCGUGGGAAGAGUCCCUAUGAUCCCAAGCUGCUCACUGCAUCCAUGCUAAUUGAUGGAGAACUGUAUGCAGGAACAUCAGCUGAUUUCAUGGGGCGGGACUUUGCCAUCUUUCGCACUCUUGGAAAGCAUCACCCAAUCAGAACAGAGCAGCAUGACUCCCGAUGGUUAAAUGAUCCUAGGUUUUUAGGAAUUCAUCUUAUUUCAGAGAGCGACAACCCAGAAGAUGACAAAAUCUACCUGUUCUUCAGAGAAAACGCUAUAGACGGAGAGCAUACUGGAAAGGCCACGCAUGCUCGUGUCGGACAGCUCUGCAAAAAUGACCUGGGAGGUCACAGGAGUCUGGUAAAUAAAUGGACAACCUUCUUGAAAGCUCGACUUAUUUGCUCUGUGCCCGGGAAUAAUGGAAUAGACACACACUUUGAUGAAUUACAGGAUGUUUUUCUCAUGAGCACAAAAGAUCCCAAGAGCCCAGUUGUAUAUGCAGUAUUCACUACUUCCAGCAACAUCUUCAAGGGUUCAGCUGUGUGUAUGUACAGCAUGACAGACAUCAGAAGAGUGUUCCUGGGUCCGUACGCCCACAGAGAUGGGCCCAGCUAUCAGUGGGUGCCCUUCCAGGGACGUGUUCCCUAUCCACGGCCUGGCACAUGUCCAAGCAAGACAUUUGGUGGAUUUGACACAACAAAGGACCUCCCCGAUGAAGUUGUGCAGUUUGCCAGAAGCCAUCCAGCUAUGUUCAACCCUGUCUACCCCAUUAAUAAUCGACCAAUCAUAGUCAAAACAGAUGUGGACUACCAGUUCACCCAGAUAGUGGUGGACAAAGUCGAGGCAGAAGAUGGCCUUUACGAUGUUAUGUUCAUAGGCACAGACAUGGGAACAAUUCUGAAAGUGGUAUCCAUCCCCAGAGGUUCCUGGCAUGACUUAGAGGAAGUCCUAUUAGAAGAAAUGACUGUUUUCAGAGAGCCUGCAGCCAUUACAGCUAUGGAACUAUCUACAAAACAGCAACAACUCUACCUGGGUUCAGACAUCGGUGUCUCGCAGAUGCCUCUGCAUCGUUGUGAGGUUUAUGGGAAGGCUUGUGCUGAAUGCUGCUUGGCAAGAGACCCUUAUUGUGCAUGGGAUGGCACAGAGUGCUCCAGAUACUUUCCCAUGGCUAAGAGGAGAACAAGGAGGCAAGAUAUCAGGAAUGGAGACCCACUCACACAGUGCUCAGAUCUGCAACACCAUGAUGAAUUAAGUGGACAGUCAACCCUCCAGGAUAAAACUGUGUACGGUGUGGAGAACAGCAGCACUUUCCUGGAGUGUAGUCCAAAGUCCCAGAGAGCUACGACAUACUGGCAGUAUCAAUCCACAACGGAUGACCACAAACAAGAGAUUAAUUCAGAGGAGCGCUUUAUCCACACCGAGCAGGGCCUCCUGAUUCGCACACUUAACAAGAAGGAUUCAGGCAUUUAUCUGUGCCAGGCAGUGGAACACGGCUUCAUGCAGACAGUUCUAAAAGUUAACUUAGAGGUCAUUGACACAGAGCGUCUGGAAGAUCUUCUGCAUCGCGAUGAAGAAGCAGCCAGUGCCCCUGCCCAUGAAUUUUCCUCUUCUAGAGAAACUCCCAAUCAAAAGCUGUGGUACAGGGACUUCCUCUCUUUGGUCAAUCACCCAACUCUAAAUAGUGUGGACGAGUUCUGCGAGCAAGUUUGGAAACGGGAGAGGAAGCACAAGAGGCAAAAAUCUCACUUGGUACAGAAAGUGCAAUUACAUCAGCAACAGCAGCAGAAGACUGCCAUGAGUCCUCGCAACCACAUGCAUGCUCAAGGGCUGGCAGCCAAGUGGAAACACCUGCAAGAGAGGCAAAAGGGUCGCAACCGCAGGACCCAUGAACUGGAGAGGGCUCCCCGCAGUGUGUGACUUACAAACCUUGACUGUUAGCACAGACUUUUAACCACACUCAGUUCUCAUUCAGUAAACUCAUCCUGUUUUUAUCCUCUAUUCUGAGACACAGAUUUCUUCCACAAAGAAUGGAACAAGAAAAGUUAAACCUCAAAAAGUAGAUGCUACCCUGAAGUGCCAGCUGGAGUGUUCUGUGCGUGGGAAGCCAUGUUUACAGUUCACCAGUAUGGAGGACUGCAGGAAUCAGGAUGUUGUAUCACGCAAGACCAUUGGAGCAUGUUAUCUUAGUUGGCUCAUGCGGUCUGAAUACUGCAGAGUGACAUAUCCACCUUAAAGACUCUUGUGGAGGUGGAUCUGACAGUGGCAGUUACAUGGUAUGCUUUUAAGUGUCAGUGCAGAUAAACCCCCGAUAAUUUCUGCUACAGAAACAUGAAGCAAAAGUAGCUGAGAUUAUACGAAUAAGGUCUUGAGAAUUAAAAGACUCAUCGUCAACAACAAAAACAUGAAGCUCAUCAAAAGGACACGAUGCCCGAUCACUGCAAGAAAUCCAGAGGAGCAUUUAUCAUUCAUUUAAAAAAAAGAAACUAAUUAAGUAACUAAAAUGUGUAAAUACUGUAUUCUGUAACAUCUGCUCAUCUGAAAGGGAAUGCUUGUAGUUAUCAAGUUGCUUCAUGUUGCUUUCCCGUGUAGAAAUUUAUUUUUAAAAAAAUAUCUGUCAAAAGCUGUUGUAAACAAGGAGGUUUUGUACGUGUCUGUGUCCUACCCCUAGAUAAGCUUCCAAAACAAAGACUUGUUCUGUUUGUUUGUAGUUAUCAGAUUCCUUCUAGCCUCAACAUUUAAAGUUAAGUGUCAGUUCACAGUAUAUGGAUGGCUGCUAACUCUAUCGUUUCAGUAUGCCAAAUCUCAUUCUGCGUUCUUCCAUAUUUAUUUAAUUAUACCUUGUAUACACUUUGUCUCCUUUACUUGUGUAUUUAUUGAUAAACAGUUCUGUACAUUGUGUGUUUCCCUUUUUUCAUGCGCAGGAGACUUCUUGGAGGUUAAUAUUUGGUUUGAUUAAGUUGAUUUGCAGGACCAAUCUAAUCAAAUAACUGUAUUGUCUGCAGUAGGACUGGAAGUACAGUAUCACAAGUUUGGUUCAGUGUCAAAUGCAUUACAUAUCAAAUGUACUGAGCAAUAAGCCAGUAUCUAUAUAUAUUUUUUUUUUUUUUGCAUUUUAUUGACUCAUAUCCAUAUUCUUCACAGAUCGGUGUAACAGCUUAACAGUUUUUUUUUCUGAAUAUGAUGAAUAUCCACGCAAACACAAACCUGGAAUGUAGCUGUGAACACCAUGUAAAUAUAAAUACUAUGGUAUAUGUUUGAGAAAUAUGACAGUAUGUGCUAGUGCAUGUCAGUGCUAUUGUAGUGUUGCUGUUUUACUAUGGCAAUGAUAACCACUCUGAUGUUGUAGAGUUCAAUUGUUUGCUAUUCUAGUGGACAGUAGUUAUUAUUUGAAAGCUGUACAUACUAUUUCUGUUAGGACUCUAAAUUGUAUACUUGAUAUAAAACAAGAACUAAACAUAAUCUCUAUGGAUUGAAAUGCCCACAGACCAGUGAACAACAGUAACCAGUUCAACUCUGCAGCACAUUAGUAUGCCAGAUAACAUUGUGUGUUUGUGAGCUUCAUCUGCUUUUGGAAGCCAAGACAGAGGAAGAUGAGAAACAGCUGGGGCCAGCCUCAAGAGAUUUGAGGCUCACAAAUCAAGUUAAACACCAGUUGUGAAUGUGCAUAUAUGAUAAGAUCAUGAUUAUGAAGAGAAAAUGUGGGGGACCUGUAGUGCACAUGGAGUGGCUCUGAGGAAAUGAAGUGCUGCUCUUGCUGCUUUUUGGCAUGAUGAUGGUGAUGGUGAUGUAUUCUACUGAUCUAAUAAAUGUCUUUUCAUAAAGUGCUAGCUUCAUUAAAUCUGUUUUAAUAUGCUAUGCCCUGCUGCUUGCAUGGUAUACAGUGAGCUCAUGUAGUGUAGAUGAUCAGAUUAGAUCUUGAAAUACCUUUUUGGUGCAUCUGCAUAGUAAUGAGGAAAACUUAUAUUCGCUCAUGUAACGUAUCCUUAAUAUUGGGAUUCAUUUAAUGGUGUACUUGUCUUUUCUCUGUGCAGACACGAACUGCUGUACGGUACAUACAAAACUGACUAAUUAAUGAUUUAUAGCUGAAGCAAUUAACAUAAGAGAUAUUAAAAAUCAAUGUUGCUUAAAAAGACAGCCCAAGUGCCUCUUAUGGUGUGUAUUGAAAAAGUGAAGCUGUGUACUCUUGUGUGCCUCAGGCAGUAGAGGAGUUACUGUAAGUUGAUAUUAAAACCUUGAUGGGUGAUGUGCUGUGAAUAAAACAUUAGAUCCCUACA